AUGAAGUUUGUUGCAGUGUCCUCUCUGUGCCUGUGGGGGUUGCUGUGCGUCUGUGCCAGUGUGAAGGCCGUGGGGACUUUAGAGCUGAUGCGAGAUGCAGCGGUGGGCUGGACUGGGGUCCUGCCCUGUGGGAAGUGGGACUGUGAGUGUGCUUUCAACAGCCAGCGGAGCUGCUGCUGUGUGGCCAAUGAGAUGAGUAUGCUGGAGGACCACACCUUCAUGCGCAUGGUGGACAUGUGGGAGCAGCUCACCCGAUUGGAAAACGACAUCAUGGAAGUCACAGGCAACAAUAAGAUUGCGUUCACCGCGGCGAUGAGAUCUCGAAGCGACUGCUUCGGCCCCUUCACUAGCAACGUGCCAAUCCGCUACUAUGCCAUCUCUCUCAACCAGGGUAACGGAUACAAUGACGCUCUGGGUACCUUCACCGCCCCCCGCGCCGGCCUCUACUCCUUCUCCUUCACGGCCUACUCCAACGCGGGCGUGGAUGGCGAGCGUCUUUACCACAAGGUGCAGCUGAUAAAGAACAACGAGGUGGUGGCCUCUGUGUGGGAGGACAACCGGGAGGACACGGAGGACAGCGCCACCCAUUCGGUGCUGCUGUCUCUGCGCCAGGGUGACCAGGUGUACGUGGAGCUGCUCUCUGGCAGGAGUCUGUGUGGCAACACCAAGGAGUACAACAGGUUCAGCGGAUACCUGGUCUACCCCUUCACACAGGAGUAG
Molecule: messenger RNA, 720 nt
Organism: Oncorhynchus masou masou (cherry salmon)
Lineage: Eukaryota; Metazoa; Chordata; Actinopteri; Salmoniformes; Salmonidae
Gene: cbln18
Product: cerebellin 18
Exons: 4
Coding region: 1-720 (239 amino acids)
Molecular function (GO): protein binding
Source: RefSeq, a predicted model, not a curated record